Drosophila gunungcola (fruit fly) is the source of this 2984-nucleotide messenger RNA. It is a transcript of the gene Ugt303A1, whose product is annotated as UDP-glycosyltransferase UGT4. The coding region runs from base 29 to 1609 and encodes 526 amino acids. The record is from RefSeq and is a predicted model, not a curated record. Lineage: Eukaryota; Metazoa; Arthropoda; Insecta; Diptera; Drosophilidae. The transcript has 2 exons. Gene Ontology annotation, molecular function: UDP-glycosyltransferase activity.
AUCGGCAUGUGAGGUCGAUUUUCGUGAAAUGUCUAGGGGCCCGGGCAUUGCUGGUCUGCUGCUCCCGGCCUUAAUACUUGGGCUGCUGUGCCCAAAACUAGCCGAGACGGAAAACAUUUUGGCCAUCUUUUCGUACACUUUUGGUUCGUCCUAUUUGCUGGUCACUCCAUACCUGAAAAACCUCGCUCAGCGGGGUCACCAACUGACUGUGAUAUCGUCCGUCGCAGAUAUGCCCGACAUAGAAGGUGUUCAUCAUAUACGCGUGCCCAAAUUGGAUAUGCUGAAGCAAGAACUCAUGGAUUAUGAUUUCGACUUGGAGCUUAGCAAAUGGAUGGAGGCUCAGUUCGUGUCCGAAUACUUCAACAACUGUUCGCGAUUCGUACUGGGAGAUCCUGGGGUGCAGGAGCUGCUCCACAACUCGAGUGCCCAGUUUUCGAUGGUGAUUAUGGAGGCUUCACACACCGAUGCCCUUUACGGAUUUUCGCAGCACUUUAAUGCACCGCUGGUGGGAAUCGCCGCCUACGGAUCGGCGUGGAACAUUGACUUCCUGGUGGGGAACUCGGCGCCGAGUAUCUACGAACCGAUGUCCGCCUUGGGCUAUUCGCCCGGCCUCAGUCUGAUGGAGAAGUGGCACAAUCUGAUCUUCAUCACCGAAGAGCGUCUAGUGGAGCGCUUCAUUUACCUGCCAUCCCAAGUCGACCUCUAUAAGCAGUACUUUCCCGGAGCGUCAGCCAGUAUCCAUGAUCUGCGCCGGAGAUUCUCCCUGAUCCUGAUCAAUCAGCACUUCAGCAUGGGUCGAGUGCGCAGUAAUGUUCCCAAUAUCGUGGAAGUGGCCGGCAUGCACCUGGCCGACCCUGCUAUACCCUUGGAUGACGAGCUUCAAAAGUUAUUGGAUGAAGCCGAACAUGGAGUCAUAUACUUUUCAAUGGGUCUGCAAGUACGGGAUAAGUGGUUGCCGUCGGGAAUGCAGACAACACUGUUUGCUGCCUUUAAGCAACUAAAGCAAAGAGUGAUAUGGAAAAACAAUAAUCCAGAGAUGUUCAAUGAUUCAAGGAAUGUCUUUGCGAGAUCGUUUUUUCCCCAGCGAGAGAUCCUCAAUCAUCCCAACGUAAAGCUCUUUAUCAAUAAUGCUGGACUUUUGAGCACCAUCGAAUCCGCUCACUACGCGGUUCCCCAGCUCUGUGUUCCUUUAUUCUACGAUCAGUUCCAGAACACCAAGCGCAUGGAGCAGAUGGGCGUGGCCCGAAGGCUGGAUUAUACAGAUCUCACUAGCGACGGCGUUGUCAUGAUCAUCGAGGAUAUGUUGUUGAAUGCUAGUUAUAAGCAAAAUGCGCGGGAUUUAUCAAACCGAUUUCAUGACCAACCCAUGUCUCCUAUGGAGACCGGCAUUUGGUGGACAGAAUAUAUCCUGCGGCACAAGGGAGCCGAUCAUAUGCGAAUCGCCGAGCAGGAAAUGUCCCUAAUGCAAUAUUAUGACGUGGAUGUUGUUUCGGUACUUUUUGGACGAAUCGGACUGACUGCUAUGAUUGUGAUCUUUCUGGGUUGGAAACUGGUCUCAUUGGCGACAAGAAACCUUGAGUACCGAUUAAAUGUACCCAUGGUAAGAUAAACUUAUGUUAUUAUGAGUAUAACAUUAUUUAAUGGUUCACAUUUGGAUCUUCUGAUAAGGGUGAAACAAAGUUUCUUAUUAUUAAACUAGGCUAUUAUUUAUUUUUAAAAUUGUACACAGCAAAUGUGUAAAAAGUAAAUGGAUGUAACUGACAAUUUUGGAAAACUAUUGUAUUUAUUUUAAGCGAUAGAAAACUGUUUAGCUAGCAGAAUCUAUUAAACGUUGUGCAUAUCUAAAGCUUAUAGCAUUUUUGGGUUUUAUAAAAAUUGUAGACUCAUUUUACCAAAUCAAUUGCAAACUAACCGUAGAUAACAUUACUUAAUCUGAGUUAAAUAGAUAUGUGUGAAUGGACUGUAGCGUAAAAAAAAUAAGCGUAUUUAUUGUAAGAGUUUCUAUCCCACACUGAUAGCGGGUUAUCUUAUCAGUCUGUUUAACGACCGUGGAAGCGCUAAAUAAAAUAUUUUUACUAGAAUGACCAUUUAAAACAGCUUAUAAUCAAUAACUAUAAUAGGUUUUUAAAUAAUAUUUGUGGUAAUUUUUUAGUUUUUUUUUUGCAAUAUUAAAAAAAAUUUAAGGUAGACUUGCUAUGCGGUCAUAUAAUAUAUAUUUAAAUAGACCCAUUAUAAAAUGUAUCAUAUAACAUUAUAGCACUAGCAAUUAGAACAAAGAAAGAAAAUAUUUUAAAGACGAAAAGCUUCUUCCCCCUUAACUGCCAUGUAUAUUAGUAUAAUUAGAAAACUUUACCUUUUCCAAUCGUUAUCUCUCCAAACCCUUUUCAUUCCUUUCUUUUUUGGGCCAUAAACAUAACCGCGCUCAUUAAGUAUUUUACAUCAAUCAGCACGUGCCCAGCAUGUUUUCUUUUCUUUUCACAAAAAAGAGCAAAGAAAUAAAAAAAGAGGAAUUGAAAGAAUGGAAUUCUGGAACAGAAAAGGCACAUUAAAAUGCACAGGACAAGCUGGUGAAAAAAGUGCGCACAAUUGCUCCCAAAAUUGCUGGGUGAAAUACUCCAGAAACGUGAAUCAAAAGAAGUCGAAGUCGGCUGGUUCCCAGAACUCGAAAACGGUGAACCGCAAGUGAACAACUUCCCCUUCAUAACCAUUGAAGCGUUAUUUCUGUGACGGUCCACCGAUAGCCAGGGUAACGAAUGCACCGCGCAUAAAAACACACCCAACUACAGUCAUCUGUCCCUAAAAUGGAAAACAAACAACUGCGUCUGAUACCGCUUAGUGCAAUUGUAUUGUUUGGUUCAUUGAUUAGAUAGCUUGAUUGCAGUUUGUUCAUAUCAAUAUUUAACUAGUUCUUUUUGAUAAGCGAGCUUUUAAAAGUUGAUCGUAGACUACAUAUCAUUUUCCACCUCAUAUUUUCAACAAUUAAU